AUGCCAACAUCAAUGUGAAAAUGGAGGAGAAUUAGCAAAGAAACUGAAAGAGAAACUGAAGAAUUUAGAGAGGAAACUGGAAGAAAAACUAAAAGGGAAGCUCGAAAAAAAGCAACUAAAAACUGAAGGAAAAACUGAUGAAAAAGGAAGAAAAAUUGAAAAGAGAAAUUAGAGAACAAACGGGAGAGGAUGCUAAAGUAG
This is a messenger RNA of Blepharisma stoltei, 201 nucleotides long. NCBI's taxonomy places the organism in Eukaryota, Ciliophora, Heterotrichea, Heterotrichida, Blepharismidae. The record is from the annotation of a GenBank genome assembly.